Molecule: messenger RNA, 1485 nt
Organism: Musa acuminata AAA Group (dessert banana)
Lineage: Eukaryota; Viridiplantae; Streptophyta; Magnoliopsida; Zingiberales; Musaceae
Product: O-fucosyltransferase 19-like
Exons: 5
Coding region: 4-1128 (374 amino acids)
Cellular component (GO): cytoplasm
Source: RefSeq, a predicted model, not a curated record
GACAUGGUUGCGGUAGCAAAGCUAAUGAACGCCACGCUUGUGUUGCCCUUCUUAGAUCACAAAUCAUUUUGGACAGAUCCAAGUGAAUUCAAGGACAUAUUUGAUGUCAAACACUUCGUGGAAGCUCUCAAGGAUGACAUCUCCGUGGUGGGAUCCCUCCCCCGGCGAUACGCCAAGACGAAGCCGCUGAAGAGGGCUCCCAUCUCCUGGUCUAAGGCUUCCUACUUCAAGAGCUUCGCUAAUGUCUUGAGCAGGCGUCGGGUGAUAGAAUUCACCUACACAGACUCCCGCCUCGCCAACAAUGGCCUUCCCCCUUCGAUUCAGAGGCUUCGGUGCCGUGCCAACUACCGAGCGCUUCGAUACACGAGAGAGAUCGAAGAGCUGGGGAAGACAUUGGUCCGUAGAUUGAGAAAUGGCAGCGACCACUACAUCGCUCUUCAUCUCAGGUACGAGAAGGACAUGCUGUCGUUCACCGGCUGCAGCCACAACCUGUCGUCCCAUGAGGCGGAAGAGCUGAGGGCGAUGAGGUACGGGGUGAAGCACUGGAAGGAGAAAGAGAUCGAUAGCAAGGAGAAGCGGCUCCAAGGCGGGUGCCCCAUGACGCCGCGCGAAGCUGCCAUCUUCCUCAAGGCCAUGGGCUACCCUUCCACCACCAGCAUCUACAUCGUGGCCGGAGAAAUCUACGGCGCGAAUAGCAUGGAAACGCUGACGGCGGAGUACCCCAACAUCUACACCCACCACAGCUUGACGUCCGCCGAGGAAUUGGAGGGUUUGGAGGGGUACCAGAACAGGCUUGCGGCGCUCGACUACAUCGUCGCCCUCCGCAGCGACGUGUUCGUGUACACCUACGACGGGAACAUGGCCAAAGCGGUGCAAGGGCACAGGAGAUUCGAGGGAUUCCGGAAGACCAUCAACCCGGACAGGCAGAGGCUAGUGAAGCUGAUGGAUCAGCUGGACGAGGGUGUCAUAAGCUGGAAGAAGCUGGAAGAGCAGGUGAAGAGAGAUCACAAGAACAGGCUCGGAGGGCCGUACGAGAGGAGGACCGAAGGGAUCCCCAGACAGGAAGAGUACUUCUAUGCGAAUCCUCUUCCGGGAUGCUUGUGCAUGAAGCGACACAGGAGCAUCUGAAGCAGGAGGGGUUUGCACCGAGAAGAGGAAGGUGGCAGUUCUGGGAAGCUCCCUUGCUCGAUCGCUGUAAAGACGACGAGAGUUUCUUCUGACGGCCUCCUCUGCUUCGGGAAUAGAAAAACCUUGCUGUAAUGUGAGAUUCCGAGGCAGGCAAAGACAAAAGGCAUGCAUUCGUAUAGAGAAGUAGACAAGGGGAAAGCAAAGCUUCGUCAUCAGUAUAUCAUCAUCACAUGAUACAUAUUUACUUUGAAUCAAAGCCCAGUUUCAGUUUCUUGAGCAGUCAUCAGUAUAUAUCAUCACAUCGAAAUCAUCUGCUAAGUGCAUGGCAGCGUUACAAGUGUGAUAUCAUCGUCCCAU